GGAUAUUUAAUUAAAUAUUCUGUAAUUAGGUUUCUCGUGUGUAAGUUGGUCAAUGUUCGUGGUUUGUACAUUAAAUUAGAGAAUAAUACAUGAGAGCGUUUGUCUAAAGUAGAAUUCUGCUUACAAGUUCCGAGGGUAGAAUUAAUUUCAAUAAAAAAUGAACUUGUAUGCAGAAUUGCAAAUCUCUGUCAAACAAUCACACGGGGAACGUGUUGUCAUCUGUCAAAUUGUCAAAAUAUGCAAGUGACACGUAACUUUAUAUAAUUAAAUUACCUAUUUAUGACCUCCAAAUGUGUGAAAACGUGAAAAUUUUCUCAUCUACCGGUCAAUAAUAUAGUAUACAACAUGUCAGACAAAAGUUUCGGUGACUGUCCCAAUAGGAAUAUAGUUAAAAACCCGCUUCUUUCUACUGCCGUGACUGGGCUCUCAAUCGAGGAUUUGACGCACAACGCAGUUUUGGUCCCCGUUGCGGCUUCCCAGGGACUGAUCACAAGAUCCGAUCACCAAAUCGGGUCCACAAACCCAACCCUGGGGCAUUCCGAGCAUGAAAUCACGAACUUUCCUUCAGGCGAUUCAAACACCAACGUGUUUUCACCUCAGACUACUAUAUCUGCCCACCCCCACUCUUUAGACAACCCCCAUCCCUCCCACCAUGACAACAGACAAGAAAAUAUGACAUCCACCGUGUCAAAGGCUUCAUCUAAAUCCGACGACGAUUUUGACGUGAACGAAUACUUCGCAAGAUUACACGGAACUAGAUAUGUGAGCGCUCCUAUAAACAGCAAUCCGGAUCAAAAUGCUAAUCUAUCCGCAACGGAAGAUAACUUAGAAGAGAUUAAUCUGAAUGACGAUAAAAAUGUUGAUGUGCAACAAAGUUUGACCGCAGAUAUAGCUCAGAACUUCUCACAGCUACCGACAGUUUUACCACAUGUAGCAAGCGCGGUGUUCAGCUCUUUUUCAAACAUGUUGAGUUAUAAGAGUCGAGAGCAGACUCCUGAUGAGAAGCCACAAGGGUUUCAAGAGGUGCCGUUUCAAAGCCCAGGGUCUGUGGGACCAGGAUUCGUUGGACAGGACCUGGCUACGCCAAUGAUGGCUGAGGAAGUGGUGAAGGAAGUUGCACCGCCGCCCAAAGAACCUCCUGGUUGUGGAUCAUCGAACUUCAGAAUAACAACAAAAAAGAAAUACGCUCAAAUACCAGGACUAAGCUCUGGACAUAACUUCGAAACUUCACAGAAAAUUGAACUUAAUCCAUUAACUAAAAACGCCACAAAUUUUUUCGUACCUUCACGUGAAGAUAAUGUUGUUACAGAACCUUUUAAUCCAGCACAAGAUAAUAAUAAUACUACAGAAACAAAUGCACCCAAAAUACAAGAAACAUAUAAUAUUUUCAGUCCAGCAGUCGAGAAUAAGCUAAGCGAAUUUGAUCCUAACGUCUUUAAUGUUCCAAGUCAAAAUGAACCAAAACCGUUUGAAGAGCGUUUACCACCACCGCCGUCUUAUGCAUCCCAUGAUCCAACGCCUAGCAAUGCAAUACCACCUCCUCCGAUGUUCUCAUCACAGAGAAGCAGCAGUCAGACUGUUAAGUCUGUCUUACCUCCAUCUGUGGCCAGACGUAUAGGAUCGAACAAUCCAGUUAUUAAACCGAAAGCAGUGCAAUCGAUAACCACAGAAAAUAUAUUCGUUCCAUCAUUUGAUCCUAUGAACUAUCCGUCUGCAGCACCGGCACAGGCUAUUGGAUCUUUUAGUAAUACACAUUCCUUAUCUGCGUUUAGUGCACCAAUGUUUGGCACGGAACUGUCAACAGAAAGUCAAGAGCAAGCUAAUAUUGCGAGCAUACCACCUCCGGCACAAUUUACACAGCCAGCGCCAACUGAGUUUGCUACUCCGCCCUUGGCUCCACCUCCGAGUGUAAUAGCACCGCCAAGCAAAGCACCACCAAGAUUACCACCACAAAACUUGGCUUCACCACCGUCUAACAUAAUGCCACCAAGUGUAGCAGCCCCACCAAUGUUUGGCCCAACAUUCUCAUCGAAUCCAACUACGUUUGUACCAUCUACCGGAUCUGUAGAUGGCAAAUCAAACGCUAGUGCAGAUUAUUCUUUACCGCCAAUGAGCAAUAUAUUUUCACCAACCACGCAAGCUGCUACUCAACCCAUACAGCCGCCAGGACCGAUAAAACCGCCGCCGAUUGGUUCCACUCAGAAUAUAGCUCCAUCAUUUUUCACUCCACCAUCAAGCAAUGUUGCGUCGUCAUUUUAUAGCGCAGAAAAUGUUGUGGAGCCCCCACAGAAACCAUUAAUAGAACCUCCAAAGGCCACUGGAUCAGUUAACUUUAGAAUGAAUAAGAAAAGACCACAGUAUUACUCCGGGCCAAUAGAAGGGGUUGGUUCUAUAAGCAACAGUGUCAAGCCUGUUAUACCAACCGUAGAUUCUGGAUCAUUCCAAGGUGCUUUAUUCACGCCUGAACAGCCUAAAGCCGACCAAAACGUGCCAUCUGCUGUGCCGUUUGAUUUGAGCAAGCCUGUUGAAAAUGUACCUCUGGUACCACAAUUUAAUGUAGCCAAUCCUACGCAAAAUGUGCAACCUCCAGCUGCUUUUGAUAUCACUCAACCAGCUGCUUACUCACUCUAUGACAAUGAUAAUGUAAGCUAUGUACAACAUACCGAAACGCAAUAUAACACAGCAUUCGAUUUGAGCCGACCUACCACAGAAAGUUAUAACCAACAAGAAGAGCCAAAAGAAUCCAAAGGUUUUGGAAUAAUUGGAUCGUUAAAAUCGAAACUAAGCAGCAUUGAUAUCAAUAAGAUUCAACAUAGCGUGACUACUUUCUUUGAUCCUGCUUACAAUAACGCCGCUAAAGAUGAAGCUACAGCACAGAUGCCACAGCAAAAUGCACCUUAUUCUACAAUGCCAUACGAACCACAACCAGCUCAAACAAAUCUAGAUAUGUUCUUACCUUCGCAACAAAAUACUCAGACGUACAAUUACGAUUUCCAACAACAUCAGAAUGCUGUAUACCUAAACAAUGAAUAUUACAAGUAUCCGAACUUCCAGAACCAGGGUCAGCCACUUGCAGGACAUUGUUCCAAUAGUCACCACUAUCCGAGCCAUUCUUCGCACCCAAAACCGUUCGAUACCCCACAAGGUUACCCAGACCCAACUGCUAAUGCUCAUAUGUAUACAAACCCAGCAUCAAAUGUCCAACAACAAGAUGCCUUAAAGCCUACCAACCAGCCAGCAACCCAAGAACUUAUAACAGCCAAAACAUUUAAAGAAACUCAAGAUUAUAAUGCUGAAAGAAAGAUGGAUGAAAACGUUGCAAGAGCUGGCCCUGAAGUAGCUAGACUUGUUCAAAGUACUACUUCUAUUGAAGAGAAGUUUGCUACUAAUUUCUUUGAUAUGGGAGCUUCUGAAGCUCAGAAACCGUUGUUUGUCCCAACUGCUGAUAUCCCAGCCAGUGUGCCUGAUAUUCCCAAAGCUGACUUAUUCCAAGAAAUAAAACAUGUACCACAAGAUAUUAAGCCGGAACCGGUAGCAAUGUUCGAUCCUAAUACAGUAAAUCUAUUUGGUAAAUUGACUAUUGAUAAUAAAGAUCCCGAAAAAGACAAAGCGGAAAAACAAAACAUAACAACUUACGGUGCACAAAGCAUAGAUUUAUUUGCAAAUAUAGGAUCCAAUGAAGACAAGAGUGCAGAUUUGACGUCACAAUUAUUUCCAAAUGCACCUGCUGAUAAGAAUGAUGUCCAGAAAUCUGAAGAUAUUAUAAAAGUUGAUAAUUUAUUCUCAAGCCCACUUUUUGAUAGCAAGGAAAAUACUCUAGCAAAGGACAGUCUGUUAAACACUUUGAGCAAAGAUGAUGUACCUAUUCUUGGAGUAUCAUCAGUACCUUUAUUUGGCCUAAGCACUAUACUUGCUGACAAAGCUAAAGAAUUUAAUCAAGCAGAGAAGGCUUCAAGUUUAUCUGAUAGAAAUUCUAGUAUGAGCUUCUUUGAUCACACUCAGAAGUCUGAAGAUUAUGGAGCCAAGAACGCCGACCCUCUUAACAGAAACGCCAGUUUCAGUUUCUUUGAAAACCUCCCUAAAACACAGCAAAAUGAUGACCAUGAUUAUGACAAAAAGACAGAAAUUUUAUCCGGAAAAUCUAGCGCAAGUUUUUUCGAAAAUGUAGAUGCUAGAGGCCAGGAAAUAAAAUUUGAAAGUUCUGACAGUAAAAACGACGAGGAAAAUGAAUAUGAAACUGCAAACAUUGGCAUAGAAACCCAGGAUGAUAAAGAAAGUGUUUCUGAAUUGAGCAUUUGUGAGACCUGUAGAGAAGUAAAUAAACCUGAGGACAGAGAUGAUGACCAAGAUGUGACCAAUCAGCUUAUAGAGAAUAUUACUUCACCUAUACAACUAUCAAACCCAGUAGAAGCACCUCUGUCUGAAGCUUCUUUAACCGAACCAACAAAUACUGAACAAGUAAAACUCGACGCUGGACAAUUUGAAGAGAUAUCACAUAUAACUGAAGAAACAAUUGAAACGAUACAAGUGCAAUCAGCCACUGAACUACUUGAAGAUGUUGACGAAAUAAAAUCGAUGAAUUACGGCUGGACCGAAAGCGCUCUAAAACAAGACUACAAUUUUAACAUCGAUCCCAAUCCUAUUGGUUUUAUUGGAUGUAAUUCCCUCUUUUUCGAUAAAGUACCGACAAAUGCAGAUGAGAUUAAGCAUCAUGAGGAUAUGUUGGCUAGGCAGCUCAGUGCACCUUCUGCUCCACCCGCUGAAGAUGAAGAAGACUCCAAAUCAGAUGAGGCUGGUAUUUUAGACGUACACUCUAUAGAACAGGAUGCUAAUAAAGACUUCCCUAUAUUCGAAGAGUUCGUUAUAGAACCAGAAAAUGAUGAUGACAAAGAUUUUAGCGAGAGCUCAGAGAAAGAGUUAGAUUCGUUCACAAACAGAGUUGAGAAAGCUAAGAACAUGGAUUUAUCUGAACCUACUGAUCACCAGAAAGGUUUAUUCUUUGAUACGCCAUCACAACCGAUUAGCAUGGUUUCUUACUUUGAUACGGGCAACUAUGCUGUUGAGACUCACUAUAGAAAUACAAAUACCCGACCAGCACCAACUCUAACUAUCCCUCCAGGAUUUGAAGAAGAUUUUAAGAGGAGAGUAGCACUAGCUAAGCAGAGAGAAGAGAAAAUAAGAAAAGAGUUGACAGUAGUACCAGACACUUCAACACAGACAAGGACUACAUCAGUAGCUACAUAUUGCUCGUCUCGGAUUGCACCUACUUUCAGCACUGCUCAACCAAUAGGGUUCAAUGUAGAAGCUAACAUAACAAGCCUUGUUGAUGAUCUGAGCGAACCUUCGCCUGAAUUCGAAGCUGCCCCCGGAUCAACGCUAACAAAGUCAUUUAAAAAGAACAAAGAUGAUGAGCAUAAGAAAUUGAAAGAUCUACCAACAGACUUUAUUGAUGAUGGAGAAGAAAAUCUAGCGGCAAAACUGCCUGAGAUACCUGAUGUUUUCAGUUUUAAAUCGACUAAAAACGAACCUAAAAUGCCUGAAUUUCCCAUAGCCCCCGGUGCAAAGAUUGAAGAUAAAUCAACAAAACUACCUGAUUUAUCGACCGCUUUUGCUCCUAAAUUAGAAGAUAAACUCGAACCAACUUUGCCCGCGUUUACUGCUUUUUCAGCCCCUAAAGAAGAAAAAGCAUUCACCGCAUUUUCGGCUCCUAAAGAAGAAAAAGCAUUUACUGCUUUUUCAGCCCCAAAAGAAGAGAAAGCGGAAACAAAGCUACCAGAUCCUAUUAACUUCUUCUCGGAUACAACCGCAAACCCCUCAGAAGGUUUCAGUCGUCUAGCCAGUUAUUUCUCAUCACCCCCUAAAACGGAACAUGCGAAAUCUUUUUUUGAAUUAAGCCAGAGUCAAAACCACUAUAGGCACGCUUCUGCCGAACAGAAAACCAAAAUCCACGAUUUAAUGAAAGAUUUAACUUCAGUUCAAAAUUUAACUGUAACUAAAGACCAAACUUUGCGUCACGUUAACUAUUUCACCGUUGAAUAUGAUGCGGUACUACCCGAUUUUAAUAAAGGCGACGUUAGCAAAGAAAGAGGUGAAUUGGUGGACAGUAAUGACGUUUUAGACUUAGGUAGUCUCGUAACCAAUUGUAGGUAUUGUUCGAAGAUAAUUGAUAAUAGUUUUAAAGUGAGGACAGCGGUUAAUGAGAAAAGUGAUCAAGGCAGUAACAGUCCACCUAUGGAGCCUAAAAAAGAAACAGCGAGGGGGUCGGUGACCGUCAAUUUUGAUGGGUUGGCUAUACACGAGGAGUCCAAUGAAGAAGUCGCUGGCUUGAAUGAGAACCGAGCAGCAACGGAGUACACGCCAGUGAAACACCACUGGUUCUACCGCGUGGACGUGGAAGACAAGUCUAUAUGGAGAGGCUUCUCCGUGGCCGACUCCAGGGCACUCGAAACCGCUUAUUUGAACCCGGAACUGAACGACCAAACCCUAGUGCCUACGGACGGAGGUAGAUAUGACGUGAACGUGGUGGGUCGGCUACGCAUACCCGUCUACUGGACUGAUAAGCCUACCAAUGUUAGAAGAUGCAGUUGGUUCUACAAAGGUACAACGGAUGCCAGAUAUGUGCCGUACACCGAACCAGUGGCUGAGAAAUUAGAGGAAGAGUAUCGCCACGGUAUGACAACUUCAGAAUGGCACAGACGUCUGGUGUUACCCAACGGGGAAGUGGUGGUCAUGCAUGGCCCGGCUGUGAUGGUGCAUUUCCUGCAUAGCGAUGCUUUUAGUACGCCGCCGCAAUCCAGCUCCCGUCCCCGCGUGGUCCGCAGAGGUCACGACGAAUCAGAGAUCGAGGACACAGAGCCGUCCAGCAUCGAUCACCUGCUGUUGCUCUGUCAUGGCGUCGGAUCCGCUUGCGAUAUGCGCUUCCGGUCCGUCGAGGAAGUCGUGGAGGACUUCAGAGCGACCAGCCUACAACUGAUACAGUCUCACUACAGGAACUCGUACGAUCAGGGCGUCGUUAGCAGGGUGGAGGUACUCCCCAUAUCCUGGCACGCAACCCUCCACUCCGGAGAGACAGGUGUAGACCGCAGAUUGUCACAAAUAACCCUGGACAGCAUACCCCGGCUGCGCAACUUCACCAACGACACUGUGCUCGAUGUGCUGUUCUAUACCAGCCCCGUGUUCUGUCAGACAAUUUUGGACACGGUAUGCAAAGAACUGAAUCGUAUAUACGAGAUAUUUCUGCAGCGGAACCCCACGUUUAAAGGGGGCGUUUCACUAGGCGGACAUUCGUUGGGCAGCGUUAUAUUGUAUGAUUUGCUGUGUCAUCAGGCUGAGCCCUCAAAAGAUGGUUCGAUCAGUCCCUCAAACAAGAACUACGUGAAAGGCCCCGCGGGUACCGGACAGCCUUGCGUCAACUACCCGCAGCUGGCGUUCAAGCCGGCCGCCAUGUAUGCGCUAGGAAGCCCUAUAGCUAUAUUCGAGUGUAUUCGCGGCGUCGAGUCACUAGGCUCGAGCUUCUCUCUGCCGACAUGCAAGAACUUCUUCAAUAUAUUCCAUCCGUAUGACCCGAUCGCUUAUAGGAUUGAGCCACUGAUCAACCCGGUACUACGCGAUCUGAAGCCCUACCUCAUUCCGCAUCACAAAGGCAGGAAGAGGAUGCAUCUAGAACUAAAAGACACGAUGGCUCGUGUGGGCGCGGACUUGAAGCAGAAGCUGCUGGAGUCACUGCGCAGCACGUGGAACAAGUGGAAGACUGCACCGCCCACUGAUGGACAGCUGGAGAAGGUGGUAGAAGAAGAAAUUGAGAAAGAACAAUUGACAGAUGAAAGCUCAGAAGAAUUAGCCAGAGAGACUGAACUGUCGACGCCGGACAAGCUAGGGCGGCUGAACAACGGUCGCCGCGUCGACUACGUGCUGCAGGAGGCGCCGCUAGAGAUGAUCAACGAGUACCUCUUCGCUAUGAGCAGCCAUGUUGGAUACUGGGAAUCGGAAGACACGAUGCUUCUAAUGCUGCGCGAGAUAUACGACGCCCUGGGCGUUCAGCCGGACUGCACCGUGCCGCAGCAGAACCUUACCGUACAGAGGACCAGGACUGUCACUAAGGAUGAAACAAUUGUCAUCAAUUCAGAUUAUCCAUCAACUAGCCGUGGAGCGAUAUGAUGUGUGUAUAAAUAAAAAAAUAGUUUAAUUUUAUAUUUAAUACUUAGUAAACAACAAUAAUAUGCAUUUUAUUUUGGUUGUUAUAUUUUAAGGCUAUAUCUUGGUAACCAAACGAUUUUCUUAAAAAUAUAGAUAUUUCAUUUCACGAAAGCGGGUGAACUAUAUUUGGGCUUAAUUCUGCACGAUUGAUAUUCAACUGAGAUUCAAUCACUACUCAAAUACAAUUGAAGCGUAUGUGUAAUUCUUAUUUUUUUUCUUUUAAAUUAACUUUUUUGUCCCUUUUUGUGAUUCAGGAAUGAGUCAUAUUGUCUGUAAAUGAUUUACGAUUGCAAUAUGAUUGUAGAGCAAACUACCGUAUAGACCAAAUGGCAAACCAAUCGAAUGUCAUUGGAAUACGAUUGGUCUUAUAUCAGCAGCAGAAUGCCCGCUAAGGUUAAAACUGCUAUUGAGAUUCAAUUGAUAUCCAAUUGUCACAUUAUUAAUUUAGCAGAAUCAAGCCCUUGUGUGAAUGUAAAAUGUAAAAGCAAAUUGAUUUUGUAUGACUCGGCGACUCGGCCAAUACUGAGCGUUUCUGAGAUUACGCAUAAGUGUGGCUCACCCGUUUUCUCUAUACCAAGAAAAAGCCUAUAGUACUCAAAAUUGGGAUAUGUCUUUCUACGGAGAAAUGUAGCAUUUUUAACAGAUAUAUAGUAAGAAAUAUGUGGAAAUAUUAAAGGUUAAUCAUCUGUCUAGCCUUUUCCUAACUAUGUUGGGGUCGGCUUCCAGUCUUAGGGUCGCUGAAAAAUUUGGUGUGAAAGGGCGUCAGAAAUUGAUUAAAUUGUCGGUCGCCAGACCUUAUUCUGUUUUGAACAAACUCAUUUUUAACCGACUUAGAAAAAAGAGGUGGUUCUCAAAUCGACCGUUUAUUUGUAUUUUUGUUACAACAUCAAAAAACUCAUUUUAACUUCUUAGAAAGGAGGUUUCGUGCCCAGGUAACUGGGUUGAGGAGGUCAGAUAGGCAGUCGCUCCUUGUAAAACACUGGUAAUCAGCUGCAUCCGGUUAGACUGGAAGCCGACCCCAACAUAGUUGGGAAAAGACUACCCUUUUUCAAUAACGGUAAAUAUAAUGUACAGUUCUUAUAAAUGUGUCACCAAACAUUAUUUGUCUAAUAAUACAUUAAUAGUUAGGUCAUAGUUUAAAAAAAAACACAGUUAUUUAAAAAAAUAUAUCCGUAGAAUGACUUUUAAUUAUUAAAAAUACUGAAAUUAAUAAAAAUAGAUAGGUGUAAAAUUAUUUUUCGCAUUUUUUUUUACUUUUGACUGAAUUCAGUCAGAAAUCUAAUAUGAAUUUGAAAUUUUAAUUAAACAUUCAUUUGUAAUGAAAUACGUUUUCAGAAAAAAGUAAAAAAAAUACGGUUCACUUGAAAAAAAAAUUAAUGAUAAGUUCAGUAUUCCACCAAGAAAAAAAGAAAAUUUUGAAAAAAUACGCAAAAAAAAAUAUACAUACCUAAUGAAUAGUAAUAAUAUUGUAAAUUAUCCACACAAAGAUAUUUGUUAAAUUAAGAAAUAUCUUGAUUUAAAAAGUGUUUAUUUAAAAUUAAUAUAAGAUUUUUAAACUGCUGUUCAAGAUGACUUUAAAAAAUCAUCAUCAAAAUUUCUAAGAACUAUAUUGGGAUAUUUUCAAACUAAGUGUAUUUCCCGGUUUCAGAAGAUUUUAAACAACUAAUAUAAUUUCUUAACUUAAACAUCUCGUCUUCACGGUAUAUCGGUCCUGCUUGUGAUCUCUCUCCGGUGGUGUCGGAUUGUCGUCCCAUCGCGCCAUGAGAGUGAAGGAAUAGUGAGUGCACCUGUGUCCAAGCAAAUGUGCGUGCACUGUAAUAUGUCCUGCGCAGCUGGCUGAUCUCCUUAUAUGAGAACAGCCGCCGUGGCUGAUAAUCGGCUAGGAAAAUUAUAUUGGUCGUUUAAAAAUUUCUGAAAAAGUGGGAAAUAUCAAUUAAAAUAUAAAAGUUACACUAAACAGUAGUUCUAAAUAAUGUAUUUAGUUUAAAUAUGAAAUAUUUCGGGCCGUUGUCACUUAGCAGAUUUAAUAAAUAAAUUCACUGUUUUUUUUAUUUUAUUUUGUUUUUUUUUUUGAAAAAAAAAAGUGAUUGAAAACGUUAUUUUUUGUUGAUUUUAGCUUUAAAAUUAUAUUAUGUAUAUCUUUAAGAUGGGUGUCACUUAAGUUGAAAACAGUAGAGAAAUGGGAAUUUUUGUUUAUUUUUGCACCAUUACAACACAUUUUUGCAAUUUUUUCUUAAUUUGACGUCUCAAAAAAUUAAAAAAAAAAUACUUCAUCAUACUUUAUUAAGUAUAUUUCCAAUUUUCUCUACUGUACACUAAAAAAAUAUUGAUAAAUUGACAUUAACUCCCAAAAAAACAUGAAUACAGACAUUUUUGAAAAGCAUUUUUUUUUCUAUUUUCAUCACAAAUUUAAGUUUUUUUUUAAAUGAUUUUGUAAUGUUAAAACGUUCGGGCGAUUCAGUAUGCAGUGUGAGAGAGUGAUGGAGCUAAGUAUAAUGGAUAGCGCCGUCCCUUUUUCUCACAACUCUUGGAACGCCUUUCGUUCAUCUGGUUAAUUUAACUGAAAGCUUACUUACGGUGAGUUGCACCAUUUAACUAUAACGAUAACCGAACCAUUUUCAGUUGUCAAAUUGCCGAUUUGACAAAUAAACGGUAAUUUGGUUUGUUAAAAGAGUCAAUUUAUCAAUAUGUUUUCUUCCAUAAUUUAACAUGAGAACAUAUUUAUAUCUUUUUUGAAAGUUGUUAUAGCAAUAUUGAUACUACUAUCUUCCGGUUUCCAUACCCGGAUAAAAAAUAGCCUAUAGCCUUUCUCGAUAAAUGGGUUAUCUAACACUGAAAGACUUUCAAAUCAGUUCAGUACUUAGUUCCUGCAAACUUGCAAUUUUUAAUGCAUUAUUUCAAAUAUUUAUUCCUACAUAGUCUGUAUUCUUUAAUGUAUUUAAAAAAAAGUACGAAAAAGGCUGUAUUUUGUUAACUUUCCACGUCAUAUUUUCUAUUAUUCUUAUUUCACCAUAUUAGGUAUCUCUUAAUAAUGGUCGAGUGGGAUAAUCCGCUUACGUUUUCACACAGCUUCCGAGCUUCACAAUAUUCGCCAUUUUACACUUUUUGUUUUGGCGUCUUCAACCAUCUGGCGCCCUACUCCGGCGACCUGGUCGCACUCUGGCGACCCAAUCCCACUCUGGCGACCCCGUGCCACUCUAGCGACUCAGUCCCACUCUGGCGCCCUAGUCCCACUCUGGCGACCCAUUCCCACUCUGGCGCUCCUGUGUUGUGUCAAUAUUGCUAUCCAACUAGAUUAGUUUAAGUUUAGUAACAAAUAAAUGGAUUCCAAGAUAGAGCUAUUUAUUUUAUUAAAAUAUAAAAAAGAAUUGUUAUAAUUAUUUGUUUCUAAGUUUUUCUCCAUCAUUAUUUAUGUAAACAAUCAUGUAAACGAAAUUGUUAACAUUACAAAUAAAGUUUAUAUUUUACUAGA
Molecule: messenger RNA, 11668 nt
Organism: Helicoverpa armigera (cotton bollworm)
Lineage: Eukaryota; Metazoa; Arthropoda; Insecta; Lepidoptera; Noctuidae
Gene: PAPLA1
Exons: 20
Coding region: 346-8157 (2603 amino acids)
Cellular component (GO): cytoplasm; COPII-coated ER to Golgi transport vesicle
Molecular function (GO): glycerophospholipase activity; metal ion binding
Source: RefSeq, a predicted model, not a curated record